Monomorium pharaonis (pharaoh ant) is the source of this 1736-nucleotide messenger RNA. RefSeq names its product p21-activated protein kinase-interacting protein 1-like. Gene Ontology annotation, molecular function: protein binding. NCBI's taxonomy places the organism in Eukaryota, Metazoa, Arthropoda, Insecta, Hymenoptera, Formicidae. Bases 96 to 1601 code for a protein of 501 amino acids. The transcript has 3 exons. The record is from RefSeq and is a predicted model, not a curated record.
CGUCCAGCGCACGUCCACAAUGGAGUCUACAAUUUAUUCACUCACGUGUGCGUGCUUGUUUCACCGAUGCAAUAAAAAUAAAGCGCUGGAAGAACAUGGACUCAGACGCGGGUCUGUCGAAUCCGUUUGAAAUCGUAGUAGGAACGUACGAGCAAUAUUUGCUCGGCUACAAAGUACACAACAUUGUAAAUGAAUACAAAAUAGAGAAGAGCUUUGCGACUCACAAUCAUGUUGCAAGUAUACGCAGCGUUACCAGUAGUAAACAUCAUCUUGCUUCGGCCGGUGCCGACGAAACGGUAUGUCUCUACGACAUGCGUUACAGACGGGAGUCCGGUAAAUUGAUACAUCAUAAAGAUACCAUCAAUUGCAUUGCGUUUACUCCAGAAGGCUCGCAUCUCUUUUCAUGCAGUAAUGACGGGAGUAUAACCGCCGUUCGUUGUGGCAGUUGGCAGUUGGAGAAAGUCUGGCCGACGGCGCACAAAGGCUCGGCUGUCAAUACUCUGGCUAUUCAUCCUACGGGAAAGCUGGCCUUGUCCACUGGACAGGACGGUAUACUCAGGACAUGGAAUCUGAUCAAAGGCAGACCAGCUUAUGCUACCAAUCUAGUACCGAAACUGAAGUCUAACGCCAAAUGGAUAACUGUUAUUAAAUGGAGUCCAAGUGGUGAAAGAUAUCUGCUAGCUGCCCAAGGAAAUAUCUAUGUUUAUUUGGUAGAGUCGGCAGGAAUAGAGAAGGAACUUACAUUUGAUUCGAAUGUUAUUUGUGUCGAGUUCUUAAAAGAUGAUUUUAUUGCGGUUGGAUUUGAGAACGGAGACAUAAGGUUUUGCGAUCUCAAAACUUCCAUGCACACAAUUAACACGAAGGCGCAUAGUAUGAGAGUCAAGUGUCUCGCACACAUGAACGAUCUAUUGGUUAGCGCUUCCAGUUCUGGAGAGAUCAAACUCUGGAGAUACAACAAACAUAGUUUGGAUAUGUUGCAAACUGUAAAUUGCGGUGCCAGAAUUACUUGCCUUUCCUUGACACAAACUUACAAAGAUUUAGUGCAACAGAAAGAAAUUGAAUCAGAGGAGGAGGAGGAAAAAGAGGAUGAGAAAAUAAAGAACAGACUUCGACUGAAACAUGAAGUUAUUAUUGAGAACGAAGAAGAUUUGGAAGUUACAGGUGUUAGAAAUCGUAAAGAAAAAAUGCGAGAAAAGAAACAUGGAAAGAAAAGAGAGAUAGUAGAAGAUGCUGAAGAUGUUCAGCCUUCAAAGAAGAAAGCAGCAAAAGUAAAAGAGACUAUCGUUUCAAAAAAAAAGAGGGAUAGGUCGUCACAGAUGGAAGAUGUCAUCGAGAAAUCUAAAAAAAAGAAGAAACUCUUAAAAGCAAAUGAGACAAGUCCUAAUAAAAAACGAAAAGAUCGCAGCGCUGCGUUACAAAUCACCUUGCCAGCGAAGAUUAAAAAGAUUAAAACUAACAAAAUCGAGGAAUAUCCGAGCAGGAAGCACAAAAUAAUACCAGUGACAGACGCCGAGGAUGCUCCACCUAGAAAGAUAAAGAAGAAGGCGAAUACGGAAAAAAGACUCGUGCCAAAAAAGAAAAAGAAGAAAAUAACGAGAUAAACUAGGAUUCAAUUGCGAGAGUCUCUUUAUAAAAGUUUUUUUUUCAUUCAUAUCAUAUUUACAUGAUAAACUUAAGAAUAAGAGUAGAACGACUAAAUGCUUAAUAAAUUACUUGCUAGUUCCUAUAAUUAUAAA